Linum tenue is the source of this 2370-nucleotide messenger RNA. The record is from the annotation of a GenBank genome assembly. NCBI's taxonomy places the organism in Eukaryota, Viridiplantae, Streptophyta, Magnoliopsida, Malpighiales, Linaceae.
AACAAAACAACAAACAAAACCCAUUUCUCCCCCUUUCAGCCAUGGCUGCAGAAGGAAGUAGAAUCAGCAUCCUCUGUUUUUUCACCACCCUCCUCUGUUUUUCCCUCCAAACUUCCGAAGCUAAAGUCCGGCACUACAAGUGGGAAGUGAAGUACGAGUUCAAGUCUCCCGAUUGCUACAGAAAGCUCGUCAUCACCAUCAACGGCGGCACCCCGGGACCCACAAUCAUCGCCCAGCAGAACGACACCGUCGUCGUCGACGUCAAGAACAGCCUGGGCACCGAGAACCUGGCCAUCCACUGGCACGGAAUCCGGCAGAUCGGUUCGCCGUGGGCCGACGGGACCGAAGGCGUCACGCAAUGUCCCGUUCUUCCCGGUGACACUUUCAGAUACAAGUUCGUCGUUGACAGGCCUGGAACGUACCUGUACCACGCGCAUUACGGGAUGCAGAGGGAGUCGGGUCUGUACGGGUCGAUUCGGGUUUCGGUUCCGACCGGGGAGUCGGAGCCGUUUGCGUACGACUACGACCGGAGCAUCAUUUUGAACGAUUGGUACCAUAAGACGCCUUACGAGCAAGCUGCAGGGUUGUCCGCCAAGCCAUUCGUCUGGGUCGGAGAGCCUCAGUCACUAUUGAUCCACGGGAAAGGAAGGUUCAACUGCUCGACACCAGGACUCGGACUAGAACCCGCCACCUGCAACAACACAAACCCAGAAUGCUCCCCGUACACCAUGACCGUCGUCCCGGGAAAGACCUACCGGCUUCGAAUCGGCAGCCUGACCGCCUUAUCGGCGCUCAGUUUCCAGAUAGACGGCCACAACAUGACCGUCGUCGAGGCCGACGGUCACUACGUCGACCCGUUCGUCGUCCAGACGCUCUACAUCUACUCAGGCGAGACAUACUCUGUUCUGAUCCGAACCGACCAGAACCCGACCCGAAAUUACUGGAUCGCCACCAACGUCGUCGGCAGAAACCGCACGACUCCGCCGGGAAUUGGGGUUCUCAAUUACUACCCGAAUCACCCGAAACGAUCUCCGCCCCCAAUUAACCUCCCGAGCGCCCCGAUUUGGGACGAUCGGAGGCCUAGGGUGGAACAGAGUCGGGCGAUCCGGGCCCGACCCGGCCACGUACACGACCCGCCCCGGAGUUCGGAUCGGGUUAUUGUGACGCUGAACACCCAGAACGAGAUCGACGGGUUCCGCCGCUGGUCGGUGAACAACGUCUCCUUCAAUCUGCCACACACGCCGUACUUAAUCGGGCUGAAGCACAAAUUGCUACACACUUUCAGCCAGAUUCCGCCUCCGGAAGACUACGACCGGGCGAGAUUCGACGUUACGAGCCGGGCCAGGAAUUCGAACCCGAACGCGACGGUCGGCGACGGGGUCUACCGGCUGAAAUUCGGGUCGACGGUGGAUCUGAUCUUGCAGAACGGGAACACGAUGGUACCGAACAACAGCGAGACCCACCCGUGGCAUCUCCACGGGCACGAUUUCUGGGUUUUGGGUUACGGGGAAGGGGAGUUCGACCCGAAAAGGGAUCCGAAGGGUUACAAUCUGGUGGAUCCGAUUAUGAAGAACACGGUGCCGGUUCAUCCGUACGGGUGGACGGCGCUGAGGUUCAAGGCGGACAACCCUGGGGUUUGGAUGUUUCAUUGCCACAUCGAGUCCCAUUUCUAUAUGGGGAUGGGAGUGGUUUUCGAGGAAGGGAUUGAGAUGGUCGGGGAUUUGCCGGCGGCGAUCGGCGGGUGUGGAGAAACUAAAGGCCUCAAGCUCCAUGGGAAGCCAUAGGACCAAUUUAUUUUUUUAUUUUUUAACUAUAGAUUCUUUGUUUUCACAUGAUUUGUUGUACGAAGUAAAUAUUGAUGGUUUGCGUUCUUAGUUCUUACUCUGGAUUAUAACUUAUAAGACCACCAUGGUGAUUUAAUAGUUGUCUUUGUAUAGAGGUAAGGAGGAAAAAUAUAGGUUUAGAGGAGAGUCGGGCAAAUUUCUCGGGGUUAACGCGAUUUGCUAGGCAGUAGUUAAUACUUGGGGUGUCAGUUGGUCGGUUUUGGUUUAACCGAAAAUCGAAUUCUCGGUUAUCGGUUAAACCGAGCGAUCACCCCCGGCUACCGACCACUGACCGUGAGAGAUACAGUGGUUAGCCGACCACCGACCGAUCGAUUGGCCGAUUUUGGUUCGGUUAGUCCCAAGCCCGAAAACCACACCCUAAUCUAAAAAAAAAAUUAAAAAAAAAAAUCCAAAAACCCUCCCACCACUCAUUCUUUAUCUUCUCAAUCCUUCUCUCUCCUUAAACUUUUUCCAUUCAAACCCUCUACCACCACUUACUGAUUAUCUCCUCCGUCUCUCUCCUCCAUCUUUCUAUCUCCUUUCUUUU